GUAAGGUUCCUUGGUUUAUUUACUGUUACUACUACUGGUGAUAUUAAUAUUAAGGUAAGGUUCCUAGGUUUAUUUACCAUUACUUCUAUUGGUGAUAUUAAUAUUAAGGUAAGGUUCCUUGGUUUAUUUACCAUUACUUCUACUGGUGAUAUUAAUAUUAAGGUAAGGUUCCUUGGUUUAUUUACUGUUACUACUACUGGUGAUAUUAAUAUUAAGGUAAGGUUCCUUGGUUUAUUUACUGUUACUACUACUGGUGAUAUUAAUAUUAAGGUAAGGUUCCUUGGUUUAUUUACUGUUACUACUACUGGUGAUAUUCAUAUUAAGGUAAGGUUCCUUGGUUUAUUUACUGUUACUACUACUGGUGAUAUUAUUAUUAAGGUAAGGUUCCUUGGUUUAUUUACUGUUACUUCUACUGGUGAUAUUAAUAUUAAGGUAAGGUUCCUUGGUUUAUUUACUGUUACUACUACUGGUGAUAUUAAUAUUAAGGUAAGGUUCCUUGGUUUAUUUACUGUUACUACUACUGGUGAUAUUAAUAUUAAGGUAAGGUUCCUUGGUUUAUUUACUGUUACUUCUACUGGUGACAUUGAUAUUAAGGUAAGGUUCCUUGGUUUAUUUACUGUUACUACUACUGGUGAUAUUAAUAUUAAGGUAAGGUUCCUUGGUUUAUUUACCAUUACUUCUACUGGUGAUAUUGAUAUUAAGGUAAGGUUCCUUGGUUUAUUUACUGUUACUACUACUGGUGAUAUUAAUAUUAAGGUAAGGUUCCUUGGUUUAUUUACUGUUACUACUACUGGUGAUAUUAAUAUUAAGGUAAGGUUCCUUGGUUUAUUUACUGUUACUUCUACUGGUGACAUUGAUAUUAAGGUAAGGUUCCUUGGUUUAUUUACUGUUACUACUACUGGUGAUAUUAAUAUUAAGGUAAGGUUCCGUGGGUUAUUUACUGUUACUACUACUGGUGAUAUUAAUAUUAAGGUAAGGUCACUUGGUUUAUUUACUGUUACUACUACUGGUGAUAUUAAUAUUAAGAUUGGUAGUGGUACAGUGAAAACAGUAGGAGAAGAAUUAGAUGCUAUACAACUAUCAAUAUUCUCUCAUAGAUUUAUGAGUAUUGCUGAACAGAUGGGCAG
This is a messenger RNA of Lottia gigantea (owl limpet), 1127 nucleotides long. RefSeq lists its product as hypothetical. The annotation marks the transcript as partial. The transcript is spliced from 2 exons. Lineage: Eukaryota; Metazoa; Mollusca; Gastropoda; Lottiidae. The record is from RefSeq and is a predicted model, not a curated record.